Didymodactylos carnosus is the source of this 471-nucleotide messenger RNA. The record is from the annotation of a GenBank genome assembly. Lineage: Eukaryota; Metazoa; Rotifera; Eurotatoria; Philodinida; Philodinidae.
AUGCGCGUACCACUUUGGGUUUGGUUUGGUCACCAAAUCCAACGGUCACUCGAUCCACCCGGUUAUACAAUUCAAAAAGGGUUUGUUAAAAGUAGUCCACCAAAUGAUGAUAACGAUGGUACACAAACAGCGGAUUUAAUUAUUCGUUUAUCGAAAGUCAAUGUCGAUCGGAAUGAAUAUUUAAAUGCAUUUAAAAUCGGAAAAUUUCCACUUGAAAAAGCACAACGAAGAUCAUCAAUAAAUAUAGGCCCACGAUGGUCGUUAUCAGAAAAGGCAUUCGAAAUUCUUGAGACAACGAAAAUUUUUAAAGAACAUUUUAUUUAUGACAAGAAAGAUUUUCUAUCUGGAAUGUCUCCUGCACCAACGAAUACUCAUUUGACCGAAUAUGGUAAAGACGAAUUUGCAUCGAAAAAGCAGACUAAUACAAAAAAACGUCAUGCGUCAUUGACACAUUCGUCGCCAGAACCAUAG